UUAUAAAUACAAAUAGUUACCAACCUCAUGUUAAUAUUUCUUUCUAUUUUCCCCCAUCCAAUCUUUGGUUUCGGUCCGGCGGCAGUGGUGUUAACGCCCUUUUGGGCUGGACCGGGUCUGGGAUUAAUUGGACCGGAACAGAUCCAAGCUGGGCGCUAUUUGCCCCCUUCGGAACUGGAAGAUAAGGGUUUUGGAGUCGAGAAGGGGCCAUGGCGGAGAAGGGGGCCGAGAGAGACGAGCUCGCGGAAUCGCUUGAGGAUCUCUUCGCCAACGUCUCCUCCAUGAUCAAAGGCGAGCUCGAGGGAACUAAUAAUCAACUACGGCUUCUGGAGAAGAUGAACCAAAGAGUGGCAGAGGAAUACGAUGGUUUCAGUGAUGUUGCAUCUGGACUAAGAGUCUUCGUGGAGCAACUUAGUGAGAAAAAUCAGGGCUUUGAUGAGUAUGUGAAGCAGGUUGAUGUGAUAGACCAGCAAGUUACUGAAUUUGAAGCUGUUGUUUCGAUGCUUGAUAAAUAUGUGUGUCUAUUGGAAAAAAAAGUACAAUCUGCAUAUCGUAACAUACCCACUUAAUAUUUCUUGUUCAUAGAUUUGAGUGAUUUUUUGUUCUUUCAAACCAAUCUCAUAAGUAAAAGAGCUGAUUGGUAGCUGCCAAUCUUUUGUCA
Molecule: messenger RNA, 661 nt
Organism: Phoenix dactylifera (date palm)
Lineage: Eukaryota; Viridiplantae; Streptophyta; Magnoliopsida; Arecales; Arecaceae
Gene: BLOS2
Product: biogenesis of lysosome organelles complex 1 subunit-like protein
Source: RefSeq, a predicted model, not a curated record